UUUCUUUAUAGCUGCCUGUCAACAACCUUACAGCGUUUCCCUGUCACCAGCCUGUGUACACACUCUCUCAGUCCCACACUUUAUUAACGCUGUUUUCCUUCGGAUUUUAUUUUGAAUCAGAGAUGGAGUAGCUAACUUAUAUUUUUCCAUUGAAGUAGCAUCCGUUUACAGUUUUUUUUCCCUUUGACAAGAUGGAUUUUGUGUUUUUAGGAUUGAUAUUUUGUGUAAUUUUGCCGACUGUUUUGAACAAAGCGAUUCUGGAGGUACGGUUCGUCCGAUAUAUUAACCACGCAGGGACCGGGGAGAACGGACACUGCUGUGACGGGAGGGGAUUCUUCUGCUUCAGUAAAUGUGAUCAUCGCUUUGUCAUCUGUCUAGAUGAAGCAGAUAACAACAGAGACGUGAACCGUUGUCUUAUAGGGAGAAAGUCGUCAGGCGCCAUUGAUAACGCUAACGUCAAUAUAUUCGCCGACGCCUUCGGUGGAGUGAGAAAUCCAAUGAUAUUUUAUCUAGAUAUCUGGAAGGAGAAAGCACAACUUAAGGUUGAUGUUUUCGAUGUAGAUGAUAAUUCAGAUGAUAAAGUAGACUUUCUGUAUGGGAACUUCACAUUAUCUGCAGCAAAAACUAAAAAGUUGUCACGUGACCAGAGCUUCCGGUUAGCGACACCUAGGACUUUACUAGAUUACAAAGUGAGUGUUUAUUGUGAGGAGAACUACUACGGAACCGGAUGUGAUGUAAUGUGUGAGGAACGUAAUGAUGUUACAGGACAUUACACUUGUGACAUGAAGACAGGAGCGAAAGUGUGUAUGGAGGGUUGGGAGGGGGAUAAUUGUGAUAAACAGCCAGAGGAGAUGUGCGGGACACAGCGAUGUGGCCACAACCAGAUCUGUAACAAUGCCACCUCAGAAUAUACCUGCGGGUGUAUUAAAGGUUUUACAGGAGACAACUGUACAGAGCCAGUGCUAACAGAGUGUUCUGAUGGCUACUGUCACAACAAUGGAUCCUGUCACGUGACAAACAAUACCCUGACCUGUAACUGUACUAUAGGGUGGCGGGGGGAUAGGUGUGCGGAGGAGUAUGACCCCUGUGAGUUCAAUCCCUGUCAGAGAAAUGGAACGUGUAUACCUAAAGAUAAGGAAGGAUAUAUGUGUCUGUGUCCUAUAGAUUCACAGGGACUUCACUGCGAAAAUAUCAGUGUUUGUUUAACUCAGGAAAACGUGUGUUUGAAUGGUGGAAAGUGCAUACAGGAGAAUUACAAAGAGGACUGGUAUUUCUGUGAUUGUCCCGUGCAUUACAUAGGAAAGCAUUGUGAAACGUUAGUUAAGAAUGUAACAAACGUCGAAAAUGUGACGGAUAACGUUAACGUAACACAGACAGUAACGACAACUCCUGUCCCCACAAGUACUGUUACUGAAGCGCCGAAAGCUGUGGUGGUUUUACGCGGGAAGGUAGACAACAGAAAUGAAGAGGAAGUCAGAAAAGCACUUAUGAAAAUUAUACAUGAUUUUACAAAUAUUAAAGGGACGCUGACGUUGGACAUUGAGAAGGAUGUCUUUAAAACAGAGGAGGGUGAAAUCUUAACUGAGAUAGGAGUAAGAGGAACGUCGGACGGAGAACCCUUCAAUGUCGGAGAGUUACAGCGCGUGCUCUCUGACUCCCACGCCUCAAUGGUGGAUAGCUAUCUCCCGAUUCCGCGGAAUCUCCCCGACAGCCACACCCAUACACCGCUGCCAAACGCCUCCCAAAAACAAAUCCAGCAUGACGGCUGGAUUCAUCAUUAUUGGUUCGUUGUCCUACUAGCUGUUUUAGCCAUCGUAGCUCUUGUGAUGUUUGUCAUUGGUUUUAUCAUUAUUAGAAAGAAAAAAUCUCUAGAAGAAAUGGACAAUAAAGCAAACGUGGCGAGGAGCAGUACAAAUGUGACGGAUUCUAAUACUUCUAAUGCUCAGUCUUUUGAGAACUCUCUGUAUUUUGAAAUGAAUAACCAAAAACAGGGGAGCGGGAAAGUGAAUUUUAAAGCAAUGCCGUGACGUCACUGUGGACCUUAACAAAUGUCUCAACAUCAAGCAGCCAGCGCCAUUUUCUUUAAAUGCUUGUAAACCAAAUGCUUUCUAAGAGUGUGCCAAAUUGAGGACUCGAUUGUAGCAUAUGCUUUUGUAUAUUCAUUUUAAAAGAAUAUAAUCACACUGCCUUAACAACAGGACUGACUAUGUGGAGUGAUCUUGGUUUUUUCUGCAUGAGUGGAACGUGAAUUGAAUCCUUGCUUUGAUUUAAAAUUGACUUAAGUGUGAAUUGUUUGAAUGUUUUUGAUGCAAUUUGACGUUAUUAGACAAUACCAAUUAAGGUGUUGAUUAUUAUAUAUAAGACAUGUUUGUGCCAUGACUGAAAAGUUUGCAGUGAUUUUUUAGUUACCAAUUUAAAACACUAUUCUAUUACUUGUAGUAGGCAAUCUCUUGUUAGAGGUAGCAUUUAUAUACAUUUUGUUAAUUAAUACUUUUGUACUGAUACACAUGUUGUACUGACAUUAAAAACCCUUCUUCUUUGUGUGUACAUGAAUAUCAGAGGAUGUUUGGAAUGUCUAGAUUAGUUAUGCAUUUUGAAAAAUAAAUAUAUAUACAGUAA
Messenger RNA from Saccostrea cuccullata (small rock oyster), 2619 nucleotides. RefSeq names its product neurogenic locus protein delta-like. Gene Ontology annotation, cellular component: membrane. The record is from RefSeq and is a predicted model, not a curated record. NCBI's taxonomy places the organism in Eukaryota, Metazoa, Mollusca, Bivalvia, Ostreida, Ostreidae. Gene Ontology annotation, molecular function: calcium ion binding. The transcript has 11 exons. Gene Ontology annotation, biological process: cell communication. The coding region runs from base 192 to 2027 and encodes 611 amino acids.